AUUUAUUUUUCACAUGAUGAGCCUUGUGCGCAGGCUAGGUCCAAACGAUCACAGUUCAUCCGCGUCCUCGCAACACAUUGCAACCACGUCGGAUAUACAUGCCGUCAUCCCUAUGAUGGCAAAUUCCAACGUUGUCCUAUGGACGUCAGACAGUCCAUCGAGCAGAAAUGCUAUCUUGCAUGGUUCCCCGCAUAAUUCACCAACCCCCCACGAUCUAGGAGGUGCCGGGUCCAGAACCUCCAGUCAUCCAGCGACAGGAAGGGUCUACUUAUCUCCACGUUCAUUCCCAAUACCAGGACCGAUCGGCCACACUUUGCCCAUGUCCUCACAAUGCAGUAUGACCACCUCGGAUAUGCACUCCGUUGUCCCUAUGAUGGAAAAUCCCAAUGCUGCCUCAGGCUCGUGGGCACCAAACAAUCUCAGGGCCGCUGCCUCACACGGCUGGUCCGGCGAGUCGCAAUUUGUGCCAUAUCUCCACGAACUAGGAGGUGCCAGGUCUGGGGCCCCUAGUCAUCUAGCAAUUGAAAGUGACUACUCGUCUCCACAAGCAUUGCCAAUGCCAAUGCCGAGAGCGAUUGGCCACACUUUGCCCGUAUACUCGCAAUGUGGGAUGACCACCUCGGAUACACUUUCUGUCAUCCCUAUGAUGGCAAACCCCAACGCUGUCUCACGGACACCAAACAAUCUCAGGACCGCUGUCUCACGUGGCCCCUCACAAAGCGUGUCAUGCAUUCAUAAUUUAGGAGGCGUGAACUCCGGGUUUCAGCUCCCUCCAAGUCCAGCCCAGUCGGAACUGCCGAUCAAUCAGCCAUCUCUCCUCCUCUGCCGGUGGGUAUAUAACAACUCACCCUGCAGAUAUGAAGGAACCUUGGAGGAUUUCAAACACCAUUGGUACGACGACCAUCUUCCUGAAUUCCCAGGUGCGAUGAUCCAAUGCCAAUGGGAACACUGCAAUUAUCAUGGGCGAGGUGAUCGUUUAAUGAAUGACAUGCGCCGCUCCUUUGUGUGGCGGCAUAUAUCUGAAGUCCACUUAAUGCAUCGGAGGAAUAGAUAGACACCAACUGUUUUACUCUAGCCUACCAUGACUUGAUCAAGUUGCCCGGGUACAACUCGCCUGAUUUUUCUAUAAUG
This is a messenger RNA of Suillus discolor, 1131 nucleotides long. RefSeq lists its product as uncharacterized. The record is from RefSeq and is a predicted model, not a curated record. Lineage: Eukaryota; Fungi; Basidiomycota; Agaricomycetes; Boletales; Suillaceae. The transcript has 6 exons. The annotation marks the transcript as partial.